GAGCUGAGCGCAAGGCGCCUGCGCCCUGCGGCGGCCGAUGUCGCUAUAAAGGCUUGUUUUGCUCCGAUGCUGAUGCUCUGGAGCUUGGUUGAGUGGCCGGCUCUCCUGUCUGGGGGCUGGGGCGCAGAAACCGUGACGAAAACUGAGUCUGUGAGCCCUGGCACCUGCAGUCCGCAAAGAUGAAGGACAUCGACAUAGGAAAAGAGUACAUCAUCCCUAGCCCUGGCUACAGAAGUGUCAGGGAGAGAAGCAGCGCCUCGGGGCAGCGCCGAGAGCUCCGAGAGCGGGAGCAGGAUCGGGAAGAAUCCAAGUUCAAGAGAACUCGACAGUUGGAAUGCCAAGAUGCCUUGGAAACAGCAGCCAGAGCCGAGGGCCUUUCCCUGGAUGUCUCUAUGCACUCCCAGCUCCGCAUCCUGGACGAGGAGCAUCCCAAGGGAAAGUAUCACCACGGCUUGAGCGCGCUGAAGCCCAUCCGGACCACUUCCAAACACCAGCACCCAGUGGACAAUGCUGGGCUCUUCUCCUGUAUGACUUUUUCGUGGCUUUCUCCUCUGGCCCGCGUGGCCCACAAGAAGGGAGAGCUCUUGAUGGAGGACGUGUGGUCUUUGUCCAAGUGCGAGUCCUCCGAUGUGAAUUGCAGAAGACUAGAGAGACUGUGGCAAGAAGAGCUGAAUGAAGUGGGGCCCGGCGCUGCCUCCCUGCGAAGGGUUGUGUGGAUCUUCUGCCGCACCCGGCUCGUCCUGUCCAUCGUGUGCCUGAUGAUCACGCAGCUGGCUGGCUUCAGUGGACCAGCCUUCGUAGUGAAACACCUCUUGGAGUACACCCAGGCAACAGAGUCCAACCUGCAGUACAGCUUGCUGUUGGUCCUGGGCCUCCUCCUGACGGAAGUUGUGCGGUCCUGGUCGCUUGCAAUGACUUGGGCAUUGAAUUACCGAACUGGCGUCCGCUUGCGGGGAGCCAUCCUGACCAUGGCAUUCAAGAAGAUCCUUAAGCUAAAGAACAUUAAAGAGAAGUCCGUGGGUGAGCUUAUCAAUCUUUGCUCCAACGAUGGACAGAGGAUGUUUGAGGCAGCUGCUGUUGGCAGUUUGUUGGCUGGAGGACCUGUUGUUGCCAUCUUGGGCAUGAUUUAUAAUGGAAUUGUCCUGGGACCAACAGCUCUCCUGGGCUCAGCUGUUUUUAUCCUCUUCUAUCCAGCAAUGAUGUUUGUAUCGCGGCUCACUGCGUAUUUCAGGGGAAAAUGUGUGGCCGCCACAGAUGAGCGUGUCCAGAAGAUGAACGAAGUUCUCACCUACAUUAAAUUCAUCAAAAUGUAUGCCUGGGUCAAAGCGUUUUCUCAGAGUGUUCAAAAAAUCCGAGAGGAGGAGCGUCGGAUAUUGGAAAAAGCUGGCUACUUCCAGAGCAUCACUGUUGGUGUGGCUCCCAUAGUGGUGGUGAUUGCCAGUGUUGUGACAUUUUCUGUUCACAUGACCCUUGGCUUCGAUCUGACAGCAGCACAGGCUUUCACAGUGGUGACUGUCUUCAAUUCCAUGACUUUUGCUCUGAAAGUAACACCAUUCUCAGUGAAGUCCCUCUCAGAGGCAUCGGUGGCUGUUGACAGAUUUAAGAGUUUAUUUCUAAUGGAAGAGGUUCACAUGAUAAAGAACAAACCAGCCAGUCCUCACAUCAAGAUAGAGAUGAAAAAUGCCACCUUGGCAUGGGACUCCUCCCACUCCAGUAUCCAGAACUCGCCCAAGCUGACCCCCAAAAUGAAAAAAGACAAGAGGGCUGCCAGGGGCAAGAAAGAGAAGGCGAGGCAGCUGCAGCGCACUGAGCAUCAGGCAGUGCUGGCAGAGCAGAAGGGCCACCUCCUCCUGGACAGUGAUGAGCGGCCCAGUCCCGAGGAGGAGGACAGCAAGCACAUCCACCUGGGGAGCCUGCGCCUGCAGAGGACGCUGUACAACGUCGACUUGGAAAUCCAAGAGGGAAAACUGGUUGGAAUCUGUGGCAGUGUGGGAAGCGGAAAAACCUCACUCAUUUCAGCCAUUUUAGGCCAGAUGACACUUCUGGAGGGCAGCAUUGCAAUCAGUGGAACCUUCGCUUAUGUGGCCCAGCAGGCCUGGAUCCUCAAUGCCACUCUGAGAGACAACAUCCUCUUUGGGAAGGAAUUUGAUGAAGAAAGGUACAACUUGGUGCUGAACAGCUGCUGCCUGAGGCCCGACCUGGCCAUCCUCCCCAACAGCGACCUGACCGAGAUUGGCGAGCGAGGAGCCAACCUGAGCGGUGGGCAGCGCCAGCGGAUCAGCCUCGCCCGGGCCUUGUACAGUGACAGGAGCAUCUACAUCCUGGACGACCCCCUCAGUGCCUUAGACGCCCACGUGGGCAACCACAUCUUCAACAGCGCCAUCCGGAAGCACCUCAAGUCCAAGACGGUUCUCUUCGUCACUCACCAGUUACAGUAUCUAGUUGACUGUGAUGAAGUGAUCUUCAUGAAAGAGGGCUGUGUCACGGAAAGAGGUACCCACGAGGAGCUGAUGAAUUUAAACGGGGAUUACGCCACCAUUUUUAAUAACCUGUUACUGGGAGAGACGCCCCCAGUUGAGAUCAAUUCAAAAAAGGAAGCCAGUGGUUCACAGAAGAAAUCACAAGACAAGGGUCCGAAAACAGGAUCAGUAAAGAAGGAGAAAGCAGUGAAGCCAGAGGAAGGACAGCUUGUGCAGUUGGAAGAGAAGGGGCAGGGCUCAGUGCCCUGGUCGGUGUAUGGUGUCUACAUCCAGGCUGCAGGGGGCCCGUUGGCAUUCCUGGUCAUCAUGGCCCUUUUCAUGCUGAAUGUGGGCAGCACCGCCUUCAGCACCUGGUGGUUGAGCUACUGGAUCAAGCAGGGAAGCGGGAACACCACGGUGACCCGAGGGAACAGGACCUCCGUGAGCGACAGCAUGAAGGACAAUCCCCUCAUGCAGUACUACGCCAGCAUCUACGCCCUCUCCAUGGCAGUCAUGCUGAUCCUGAAAGCCAUUCGCGGAGUUGUCUUUGUCAAGGGAACACUGCGAGCCUCCUCCCGGCUCCAUGACGAGCUGUUCCGAAGGAUCCUUCGGAGCCCUAUGAAGUUCUUUGACACCACCCCCACGGGGCGGAUUCUCAACCGGUUUUCCAAAGACCUGGAUGAAGUGGACGUGCGCCUGCCGUUCCAGGCGGAGAUGUUUAUCCAGAACGUCAUCCUGGUGUUCUUCUGCGCUGGAAUGAUAGCCGGCGUCUUCCCGUGGUUCCUUGUGGCGGUGGGGCCCCUCACCAUCCUUUUCUCAGUCCUGCACAUCGUCUCCAGGGUCCUGAUUCGGGAGCUGAAGCGUCUGGACAACAUAACGCAGUCGCCAUUCCUCUCCCACAUCACGUCCAGCAUACAGGGCCUCGCCACCAUCCAUGCCUACAAUAAAGGGCAGGAGUUUCUGCACAGGUACCAGGAGCUGUUGGAUGACAACCAGGCUCCCUUGUUCCUGUUCACCUGUGCGAUGCGGUGGCUGGCUGUGCGGCUGGACCUCAUCAGCACCGCCCUGAUCACCACCACCGGGCUGAUGAUUGUGCUCAUGCAUGGGCAGAUUCCCCCGGCCUACGCAGGUCUCGCCAUCUCCUACGCCGUGCAGUUAACAGGACUGUUCCAGUUCACGGUGAGACUGGCAUCUGAGACAGAAGCUCGAUUCACCUCGGUGGAGAGAAUUAAUCACUACAUUAAGACUCUCUCCUUGGAAGCACCUGCGAGAAUCAAGAACAAGGCGCCUCCCCCUGACUGGCCCCAGGAAGGAGAGGUGACCUUUGAAAACGCAGAGAUGCGGUACCGGGAGAACCUCCCUCUGGUCCUGAAGAAAGUGUCCUUCACCAUCAAACCCAAGGAGAAGAUCGGCAUCGUGGGCCGGACGGGCUCAGGGAAGUCCUCUCUGGGGAUGGCCCUCUUCCGGCUGGUGGAGUUGUCUGGAGGCUGCAUCAAGAUCGAUGGAGUGAGAAUCAGUGACAUCGGUCUCGCUGACCUGCGGAGUAAGCUCUCCAUCAUCCCUCAAGAGCCGGUGCUGUUCAGUGGCACCGUCAGAUCAAAUUUGGACCCCUUCAACCAAUACACCGAAGACCAGAUCUGGGAUGCCCUAGAAAGGACGCACAUGAAAGAAUGUGUUGCUCAGUUACCUCUGAAACUGGAGUCAGAAGUGAUGCAGAACGGUGACAACUUCUCGGUGGGGGAGCGGCAGCUGCUGUGCAUCGCCAGGGCCCUGUUGCGCCACUGCAAGAUUCUGAUUUUAGACGAGGCCACAGCCGCCAUGGACACAGAGACAGACUUGCUGAUCCAGGAGACCAUCCGAGAAGCAUUUGCAGACUGCACCAUGCUGACGAUCGCCCAUCGCCUGCAUACGGUUCUCGGCUCUGACAGGAUCAUGGUGCUGGCACAGGGGCAGGUGGUGGAGUUUGACACCCCGUCGGUCCUCCUGUCCAAUGACAGUUCCCGGUUCUACGCCAUGUUCGCGGCUGCAGAAAACAAGGUGGCUGUCAAGGGCUAACACAGCGCCCCGCAGAUGCGGUCUCCUCUCGGGGCGUCGCCAUCCCUGCCCGGGGCGGGCCCCUCUUCGUGUCCUGCCGAAACCUUGCCUUUCCCGAUUUUAUCUUCCGCAUAGCAGUUCAGGAUUGGCUUGUGUGUUUCACUUUUAGGGAGAGUCCUAUUUUGAUUAUUGUAUUUAUUCCAUAUUCAUGUAAACAAGAUUUAGUUUUUGUCCUUAAUUGCACUCUAAAAGGUUCAGGGAACCGUUACUAUAAAUGUAUCAGAGGCCUAUAAUGAAGCUUUAUACGUGUAGCUAUAUCUAUAUAUAAUUCUGUACAUAGCCUAUAUUUACAGUGAAAAUGUAAGCUGUUUAUUUUAUAUUAAAAUAAGCACUGUGCUAAUAACAGUGCAUAUUCCUUUCUAUCAGUUUUGUACAGUGUGCUGUACUAGAGAUCUGGUUUUGCUAUUAGGUGGUAGGAAGGGUAGCGUUUUGUUCUCUAGCUGGUUUCACGGUGCUGGGCUUCUGGGUGUCCAGAGGAAGACAGGUGGCGAUCAUGGGCCCUCUGUGGCCCCUCUGCAGCCUCCCCGUACCACUCCAGGGACGAGGGCCAAGGCGGGCCGUGCAGGCUGCGGGAGGCCUUGCAGAGCGCCAUGAAUUCUCAGGGCUCCUGCUCUGUGUCCCGGUGUCACCCCCUGUCCUGUCAGGAGAUGUCUCCCUCGCUCCGUCACAGGCACUUUCCCCGGAGGGCGAGCUCCUCUCCUGCUGUUCCUCUCACCGUUAUCUCUAAACCAGAACCAGUCUGUGCACAGUGUCCCACUGCCUCAGGUUCCUAAAGCUGGCCACUGCGCAGAGCUCUCCAGCUCCGAGACCCGUCUGUGCCAGCCAGGGGCCGGCUGCUGCUUCUUCAGGUGGUACUUCGGUUUGCCUGUUCCCACGCCUCUGCAGCUCAGGGACGGGGUUCGGGGUCCCGUGGGCCUCUGUCCUCCUCACUGCAGCUGCUGCACAGUCUCCCCUUCUCCAAAGUCUGCAACUUUCAGCAGCUCUUGCUAAGAAUCAGUGUCUCACACUGGCAUAGAAGUUUUUUGUACUGUAAAGAGACCUACCUCAGGUUGCUGAGAGCUGUGCGGUUCGGUGUGUCCCCACAGACCCCUCCGUGCUCUGGGGCCCCUAGCUCAGGUGGGCGUGGUCGCUGCUGUCAUCCGUCCAGUGGUCAGCGCUGCAUGUCGUGACCAACUAGACAUUCUGUCGCCUCAGCAUGUUUGCCGAACACCUUGUGGAAGCAAAACUCUGAAAAUCUGAAU
Molecule: messenger RNA, 5794 nt
Organism: Fukomys damarensis (Damara mole-rat)
Lineage: Eukaryota; Metazoa; Chordata; Mammalia; Rodentia; Bathyergidae
Gene: Abcc5
Product: ATP binding cassette subfamily C member 5
Exons: 30
Coding region: 180-4514 (1444 amino acids)
Biological process (GO): transmembrane transport
Cellular component (GO): membrane
Molecular function (GO): ATP binding; ATP hydrolysis activity; ABC-type transporter activity
Source: RefSeq, a predicted model, not a curated record